This is a messenger RNA of Triplophysa rosa, 2995 nucleotides long. RefSeq names its product twist2 (gene twist2). Gene Ontology annotation, biological process: developmental process; regulation of transcription by RNA polymerase II. Gene Ontology annotation, molecular function: RNA polymerase II transcription regulatory region sequence-specific DNA binding; protein dimerization activity; DNA-binding transcription factor activity, RNA polymerase II-specific. Bases 509 to 997 code for a protein of 162 amino acids. The transcript is spliced from 2 exons. Lineage: Eukaryota; Metazoa; Chordata; Actinopteri; Cypriniformes; Nemacheilidae. The record is from RefSeq and is a predicted model, not a curated record.
AAAAUGCAUAUUACACAUUUUUUAUCAUAAUAUUUUCUUAAAGCAUUUAUUGUCAUAAUUGUCCCUAAUACAAAACAGAAGAGACAGAAAAUUAAAACCUUGUCUGAAACCUCAAUGUAAGAGUAUUAAUAUAAAAGUGGUGCAUAAUUUGAAUGACAGCUAGCGGAGAGGUGCAGUGUAACUUAAAACUGGUCCUCCCUGUUUAUUAGUCAACCAAUCAUAGUUCAGCGCUUCCUCCCCCUCCAUCCAGACUAGUAUUUAGCAUCAGGGACUAGCUUAAAGUUUCCCAAAAAAUUUGGAAAAAACUUCCUGCGGGAGGAAAACUGUGCCAAGCUCGUGUUUUGGAAGCAGAGUCGCAGUCUAAAACGAGACAGAACAGCGCAGGACUUCAGGAGGACGAAACGCAAACAAAGUAAACUCUUUCUUGCCCGUCGGAUUUAACUUUCCAACCACGGAUUCGAAGGUGGAGAACGCGUUUCCUCUAUACUUGCAUUUCUUUAAACAAGAAAUGGAAGAGAGCUCCAGUUCUCCCGUCUCCCCAGUGGAUAGCCUGGUGACCAGCGAGGAGGAGCUGGACAGACAGCAGCAGAAAAGGUUUGGGAAGAGAAGGAGACACAGUAAAAAGUCGGACAGCAGCAGUCCCAAUUCAGUAUCCAAACGGAACAAAAAACCUAGUCCGAGCAGCACUCAGUCCUACGAGGAGCUGCAGAACCAGAGAGUGCUCGCCAACGUCCGGGAACGGCAAAGGACUCAGUCGCUCAACGAAGCCUUCUCGUCUUUGCGCAAAAUCAUCCCCACGCUCCCCUCGGAUAAACUCAGCAAGAUACAGACGCUCAAGCUCGCCUCCAGGUACAUUGAUUUCCUCUGUCAGGUGCUGCAGAGCGACGAGAUGGACAACAAGAUGUCGAGCUGUAGCUACGUCGCGCACGAGAGACUCAGUUACGCGUUCUCGGUGUGGAGGAUGGAGGGCGCGUGGUCUAUGUCUGCUACCCACUAGCAGCGAGAGCCGGACAUACGAUGCCAAACGGACUGUUUACUUCCACUAAUUUUGAAGACACCAAAGGAUUUAUUGACGAACCUCUAAACCUCAAUGGCCAAAGAACAUUCAGUGAUCACACCUACGGACUCGACCAUCCCGAAGGACCAAAUGAAGGACAGAAUAAAAGGAACUUUUAUAUCCUUAUGCUUAGACAGAAAAAAAGAUGGCGUCUCCUGUGUAAAAAAAAAUACAUGUAAUCUUUUCACAAGUUAUUCCUAAAUGUCGCCAUGGUGAUAGUGCAGGCCAUUUGAAACUAUAUUUUGUUUUUGUUUCCAAACAGAAGAGUUUAUAUAUAUAUAUAUAUAUAUAUAAGAACAAAAAACUAUUGUACAUAGGCUACCUGUGAGUAUUGUCAGCUAAGGGACCAAUGCAAUUUAGAGCAAUAGUUUCUCGAAGUACGCUGCAUGGAUUAAGGCAUUCGUUUGAUCUUUCCUAUGCAACAUUUUCAAAUUCUGUCCAUUGUACAUUUUGCUUAUUUAUUAAAACAUAUUUUUGAACAUUUUGGGUAAAUGUUCUGAUUUCUUUGUUCACAUGAGGGACCAUGGCAAUACAAUAGAUCGCUCCUAUUAUCUGAGGAUUUGUAAUUCAUUAAAAUGGGGCAUUUAUAAAGAGCAUUGGUUACAAAAAGAAAACAUGUUAAAACAGUGAAGGUUCAUUAGCUGAAGAGAAAGUCCAGGCAGUUUUACCUCAAAGCUUAUAAAAUGCUUGUCCUUUUUAAUAAGGAGAAAUCACUGAGCUCUGGAUGGCUGCAGGCGAAUUCUUCAACAACCCCAGAUAACCACACAAGCCUUUAAAAACCGGACUCCUGCUACACAUUUUCUUUCUUUGUUUAUAAAUAACACUCACAAAACAUUUAUUUGUUUGCAUCAUAUUUUCCCAGCCUUUGCUUGAUUAAAAUACUUCAAAGAAUAGACUCCAGCUUGGGGGAUUUUAAUUUAAAAAAUCCCAUUUUCUCCUGUUCAACAACCAGACUUAAGUAAUUUUCUAUUAGGCUACAAAUACAGUAUACUACAAAACCGAUGUGUUAAAAACAGUGGUUAUUCUUCAGAUUUUUCUUUCUUUUGACGUUAAAUUCAUAAAAAUAAUACAUGAAAUUUAAGGGGGUUAUAUUCAUGUUAAAGUUGACGGAUGAACUUGUUUUAUGAGGUAAUCCGCAAGCACCUUUACGUCACACUUCUGAAAAAAAGAAAAGAAAACAGCUGCAGUUUAUAAAUAAAGGUUUAAAGGUAUAAAUAUUUUCUUUUGGUGAUGGGGAAACGCAAAGAAAAAACGUGUAAACUGCACGCACACCUUUCCCUUUAUUCUGUGCACCUGCAAAACACACAGCCGCCCGACGCAGGUCUCUCCAGAGGCGCUUUUCAAAUGUGACCCUUAUCUCGAGUUUAACUUUUGAAACUUUAUGCUUAAACUAAACAAUGUUGAGCGGUGUUUUGGGUGCACUAAGCAGACAUUGUAAAGAAUUUAAGAGAUAAAGUUCAUGCGUCUGUCCGUCUCCAAGUUACCUCAACGAAACGUGCACGUGACCGAUAAAGAAAACACAAAUAAAAGCGUGAUUUUCACACACAAAUGUUAAUGAUCUAAGGGGGAAAAUAAGUUUUGCAGUGUGUGUGUUCAUAGAUUUGAGGGAGAGCGCGACUGCACCGGCAGCCCGUUUGAUAAUGUCUCAUUAUUACCGCCUUUCUUCAGAGCCAAAGCGCCUCGGGCCGCAGUUACGGCGCGGUGCGAGUCCCAGAUGUUUCCCGUAAAAUCAGACGGAAAAAGCAACAAAAUUUUAAUUUGCAGUAAAAGGGAUAAAGUAAAGGUUUACGCUGCAUGCGCCGGGGAAACAUUUCAUGUUCGAACUAAUGCCAAGAUUACAUUACAGUGUGGGGGUGGGCGCACGUUUCCUUCUCCCACCUUAGUGGCAUACUUUUACCUUCUGUGUAUAUUAAAAUUAUAGCUAUAGGCCUACUAUAC